Messenger RNA from Penicillium taxi, 5781 nucleotides. RefSeq names its product 1,3-beta-glucan synthase. The transcript is spliced from 3 exons. Gene Ontology annotation, cellular component: plasma membrane; 1,3-beta-D-glucan synthase complex. NCBI's taxonomy places the organism in Eukaryota, Fungi, Ascomycota, Eurotiomycetes, Eurotiales, Aspergillaceae. Gene Ontology annotation, biological process: (1->3)-beta-D-glucan biosynthetic process; fungal-type cell wall polysaccharide biosynthetic process. Gene Ontology annotation, molecular function: 1,3-beta-D-glucan synthase activity. The record is from RefSeq and is a predicted model, not a curated record. The coding region runs from base 1 to 5781 and encodes 1926 amino acids.
AUGUCCGGAUACGCAGGUGGUGCCCAUUACGAUGACGGCUACGGCCACGCGGCCCAAGGCGACGCCUACUACCAGGACGAACACCAUGCGCAGGGUGAACAUGCACAGGGUUAUUAUGACAAUAACCAGGAAUACGGCGAUGGAUACUAUGACCGAGGAAGCUACGGACACGAAGCUGGCCAGGCCUACGCCGAGGGUGGCUACUACGAAGGUGGUGGUCAUCAGGAUGAAUACUACGGCGAUCAAUACUACGAUCAAGCAGGCGGUCCGGCUCGCCAUGGAGGCUCUGAGGAGGAUUCCGAGACUUUCAGCGACUUCACCAUGAGAUCUGAGACCGCCCGUGCGGCCGAUAUGGAUUACUACGGUGGACGCGCUGACGAUCGAUACAACAGUUAUGCCGACAGCCAAGGAGGGUACGGUGGUUACCGUCCCCCUUCUUCCCAGGUCUCGUACGGUGGUAACCGAUCAUCGGGUGCAUCGACCCCUGUCUACGGAAUGGAGUACGGAAACGCGUUGCCGGCAGGCCAGCGCUCGCGGGAGCCUUACCCGGCUUGGACCUCAGAUGCCCAGAUUCCUUUGUCUAAAGAGGAGGUUGAGGACAUCUUUUUGGACUUGGUCAACAAGUUCGGUUUCCAGCGUGACAGCAUGCGUAACAUGUACGACCACAUGAUGACUCUCCUCGACUCUCGCGCCUCUCGUAUGACUCCCAACCAGGCUCUUUUGUCAUUGCACGCAGACUACAUUGGUGGACACAAUGCCAACUACCGGAGAUGGUACUUCUCCGCUCACCUCGAUCUCGAUGACGCCGUGGGUUUCGCCAACAUGAAACUUGGCAAGGCGGAUCGCAAAACUCGUAAGGCUCGCAAGGCCGCCAGGAAAGCCGCAGCACAGAACCCGGAAGAUGAGGACGGAGUCUUGGAAGCGCUCGAAGGUGACAACAGUCUUGAGGCAGCUGAGUACCGGUGGAAGACACGCAUGAACCGUAUGUCUCAGCAUGACCGUGCUCGCCAGAUUGCCCUCUAUCUGCUCGUCUGGGGAGAGGCUAACCAGGUGCGAUUCUUGCCUGAGUGUAUUUGCUUUAUCUUCAAGUGCGCCGACGACUACUAUACCUCCCCCGAGUGUCAAGCCCGCGUGGAGCCAGCUGAGGAGUUUACCUACCUUAACGAGAUCAUCACUCCUCUCUACCAGUACUGCCGUGACCAGGGUUAUGAGAUCUUUGAAGGCAAGUACGUCCGUCGUGAACGCGAUCACAACCAGAUCAUCGGUUACGAUGAUAUGAACCAGCUUUUCUGGUACCCCGAGGGUAUUGAGCGCAUUGGUUUUGAGGACAAGACUCGCCUUGUCGAUCUUCCGCCGGCUGAGAGAUGGCCCAAGCUCAAGGAAGUGCUUUGGGACAAGGCCUUUUUCAAGACCUACAAGGAAACUCGCUCCUGGUUUCACAUGGUUACCAACUUCAACCGUAUCUGGGUUAUUCACCUGUGCGCCUUCUGGUUCUUCACUGCCUACAACUCCCCUACUCUCUACGUUGGCGGCUAUCAGCAACAAUGGGACAACAAGCCCCCUGCCUAUAAGUACUUGGGUGCUGUUGGUUUCGGUGGUGUCCUGGCCGCCUUCAUUCAGAUUUUUGCUACGAUUUGUGAGUGGUGCUACGUGCCUCGCCGCUGGGCUGGUGCUCAGCACUUGCUUAAGCGCUUUUUCUUCCUUCUCGGUGUCUUCAUCAUCAAUCUUGUGCCCGGUGUCAUCAUCUUUGGUUUCGUCGACAAGUUUGGAACGGCUGCUGACGCUGUUGGCCUUGCCCUUGGUAUUGUCUCGUUCAUCCUUGCUCUGAUCACUGCAAUCUUCUUCGCAGUGCAGCCCCUUGGUGCCCUCUUUGGUAGCUACUUGCGGAAGAACGGUCGCCAGUAUGUCGCGAGUCAGACAUUCACUGCCAGCUUCCCUCGCCUGCAGGGUAAUGACAUGUGGAUGUCCUACGGUCUUUGGGUUUGCGUCUUCGGUGCCAAGCUUGCUGAGUCGUACUUCUUUUUGACUCUAUCUCUGAAGGAUCCUAUCCGUAUCCUCUCCCCAAUGACGAUUUACGAAUGCACUGGUGUGUUGUAUAUUGGCAACGUCCUGUGCCACAAGCAGCCGCAAGUCUUACUUGGUCUCAUGUUCUUCAUGGACUUGACCCUGUUUUUCCUUGAUAGUUAUCUGUGGUAUAUUAUUUGCAACACCAUCUUCUCCGUUGCCCGCUCAUUCUACCUGGGUGUUUCGAUCUGGUCUCCCUGGAGAAACAUCUUCUCCCGCCUACCCAAGCGUAUUUACUCCAAGGUCCUGGCCACCACUGACAUGGAGAUAAAGUAUAAGCCCAAGGUCCUAAUCUCGCAGGUGUGGAAUGCCAUCAUCAUUUCUAUGUAUAGAGAACAUCUUUUGGCUAUCGACCAUGUCCAGAAGCUUUUGUACCACCAGGUCCCGUCUGAGCAAGAAGGCAAGCGUACUCUUCGUGCUCCUACUUUCUUCGUUUCUCAGGAGGAUCAGUCCUUCAAAACUGAGUUUUUCCCUGCUGGAAGUGAAGCUGAGCGCCGUAUCUCUUUCUUCGCCCAGUCUUUGUCGACUCCCAUGCCUGAGCCUCUGCCCGUUGACAACAUGCCUACCUUCAGUGUGUUGAUUCCCCACUACGGUGAGAAGAUCCUUCUCUCGCUGAGGGAAAUUAUUCGUGAAGAUGAGCCGUACUCCCGUGUCACUUUGUUGGAAUAUUUGAAACAGUUGCACCCCCACGAGUGGGACUGCUUCGUCAAGGACACCAAGAUUCUCGCCGAUGAGACCUCGCAAUUCAACGGCGACAAUGAGAAGGGUGAGAAGGAUGCUGCGAAGAGUAAGAUCGAUGAUUUGCCCUUCUACUGCAUUGGUUUCAAGUCUGCUGCCCCUGAAUACACCCUUCGAACUCGUAUCUGGGCUUCGCUUCGUUCCCAGACUCUGUACAGAACUGUUUCUGGUUUCAUGAACUAUAGCCGUGCCAUCAAGCUGCUGUACCGUGUUGAGAAUCCCGAGGUUGUCCAGAUGUUUGGCGGUAACUCCGAAAAGUUGGAACGUGAGUUGGAGCGUAUGGCUCGUCGCAAGUUCCGUAUCUGUGUCUCCAUGCAACGUUAUGCAAAGUUUAACAAGGACGAGCGUGAGAACACCGAGUUCCUCCUGCGUGCCUACCCUGACCUCCAGAUUGCCUAUCUCGAUGAAGAGCCCCCAGAGAAUGAGGGCGAUGAGCCCCGCCUGUACUCUGCUUUGAUCGAUGGACACUGCGAACUCCUCGAAAACAACAUGCGCAAACCCAAGUUCCGCAUUCAACUGUCUGGUAACCCUAUUCUUGGUGACGGAAAGUCCGACAACCAGAACCACUCCAUCAUUUUUUACCGUGGUGAAUACAUUCAGUUGAUCGAUGCCAAUCAGGACAAUUAUCUGGAAGAGUGUCUCAAGAUUCGGAGCGUUCUCGCCGAAUUCGAGGAGCUCACCACUGACAACGUCUCUCCCUACACUCCUGGUAUCCCCUCCCCUGAAACUGCCCCUGUCGCCAUUCUUGGUGCUCGUGAAUACAUUUUCUCCGAGAACAUUGGUGUCCUUGGUGACGUGGCUGCCUCUAAGGAACAGACAUUCGGUACCCUCUUCGCUCGUACUCUUUCUCAGGUCGGUGGUAAGCUGCAUUACGGUCACCCUGAUUUCCUGAAUGCUACUUUUAUGUGUACUCGUGGUGGUGUCUCCAAGGCUCAAAAGGGUCUGCACCUGAACGAGGAUAUUUAUGCCGGUAUGAAUGCGCUGCUUCGUGGAGGACGUAUCAAGCACUGCGAGUACUUCCAGUGUGGUAAGGGUCGUGACUUGGGUUUCGGCUCCAUUCUCAACUUCACAACCAAGAUUGGUACUGGUAUGGGUGAACAGAUGCUGUCUCGCGAGUACUACUACUUGGGAACUCAGCUGCCUCUCGAUCGUUUCCUGUCUUUCUACUAUGCCCAUCCUGGUUUCCAUCUCAACAACAUGUUUAUCAUGCUUUCCGUGCAAAUGUUCAUGCUUGUGUUGAUCAAUCUUGGUGCUCUCAAGCACGAGACCAUCAUGUGUCGUUACGACUCGAACUUGCCCAUCACCGACCCCCUGCUUCCCACUUACUGCGCCAACCUCCAUCCUAUUGUCAAUUGGGUCAAUCGUUGCGUCAUAUCCAUUUUCAUUGUGUUCUUCAUCUCUCUUGUUCCCCUCGCUGUUCAGGAAUUGACUGAGCGCGGUGUUUGGCGCAUGGCUACCCGUUUGGCUAAGCAUUUCGGCUCUUUCUCAUUCAUGUUCGAGGUGUUUGUGUGUCAGAUUUACGCUCAGGCUGUGCAUCAGAACUUGUCCUUUGGUGGUGCUCGUUACAUCGGUACAGGCCGUGGAUUUGCAACUGCCCGUAUUCCAUUCGGUGUUCUUUACUCCCGAUUCGCUGGACCCUCUAUCUACGCCGGCGCUCGUCUCCUGCUGAUGCUGCUGUUUGCAUCUUCUACAGUUUGGACCGCUGCACUGAUUUGGUUUUGGGUAUCUCUCCUCGCUUUGAUCAUUUCGCCCUUCCUCUUCAAUCCUCAUCAGUUUGCCUGGAACGAUUUCUUCAUUGACUAUCGUGACUACCUUCGCUGGCUUUCUCGCGGAAACUCCCGGUCUCACGCUUCCUCAUGGAUUGGGUUCUGUCGCUUGUCUCGUACCAGAAUCACCGGCUACAAGAAGAAGCUCCUCGGUGUUCCUUCUGAGAAGGGAUCUGGAGACAUUCCCCGUGCGCGCAUCACCAACAUCUUCUUCAGUGAAAUCGUUGCCCCCCUGGUUGUCGUUGGCGCCACAUUUGUCCCUUACUUGUAUAUCAACUCCCGAACCAUGUUUAGUGACAAUGUCAAAUAUGCACCAAACGUCAUUGUUCGCAUUGCAAUUGUUGCAUUUGCCCCUGUCGCUGUCAAUGCCGGCGUUGCAGGCAUGUUCUUCGGUAUGGCUUGCUGCAUGGGUCCCCUCUUCGGCCUGUGCUGCAAGAAGUUCGGCGCCGUUCUAGCUGCCAUUGCCCAUGCCAUUGCCGUCAUUAUCCUGAUCGUCAUGUACCUGGUCUUGUUUGUAUUGGAAUCGUUCAGCUGGCCCAGAACUGUUUCCGGUCUCAUUGCAAUGAUGGCUAUCCAGCGUUUCGUUUACAAGUUGAUCAUCGCCCUCUGCCUGACCCGUGAAUUUAAGAAUGACGAGACCAACAUCGCUUGGUGGACUGGAAAGUGGUACGGCAUGGGCUGGCACUCUCUGUCCCAGCCUGGACGUGAAUUCCUGUGCAAGAUCACCGAGCUUGGCUACUUUGCCGCUGACUUCAUCCUCGGUCACUUUAUCCUGUUCUUCAUGCUCCCCUUCCUGGCUGUUCCGUAUGCGGACAAGUUCCACUCCGUAAUUCUCUUCUGGCUGCGUCCAAGUCGCCAAAUUCGCCCUCCUAUUUACUCCCUCAAGCAGUCGAAGCUUCGCAAGAGACGGGUGGUUCGUUUCGCUAUCUUAUACUUCUCAAUGCUUCUUCUAUACAUUGUGCUGAUUGCCGCGCCCCUGAUUAUUCACAAUGUCGGCAUUGAUGUGAGCAUGAGAAAAACGCUUUGGAAAUCCGUUGGCGUCAGUCCUGGAAAUGAGAACAACCAGCUCAUGGCCCUUUUACAGCCUUUGGACCAUGGCCUCAACGACACCCGGUCCUACCACACUGGUAGCCAUCUUCCCCAUGGUUACCCGUCUCCCAGCGCAGCAGUAUCUCCCACAGCUGGUGACAAUAACUUCCACCGUAUGCUUUAA